AUGUCUCCCAGACGAACUCGUUCAUCGGCGCGCCACGCUGCUAGCCAAGCUGACACGCCAGCGUCCCCAUCGUCUGGGGCCGCAUCCACCAACACUUCGCCUGCGGCACCUCCAUCGGCAUCUCAGGCACCUGCUAGUCUUCGUCAGACGCCCAUAAAGCCUUCAGCGUCUAGAAAACGAAAGGCUCGUAACGACGACACUCAUUCUCCUCCCCCGCCCAAACCUCCGCCCGAGCUCGAGCAACCGGCUUCAUCUACCCGUCGGCCCAAGAGGCAGAAGGUCCAGGAACCAGCUGCCGCCGAGACCCCUUCCCAACCCACAGCUACACGAACUUCCACUCGCACAAGAAAAGGAAAGGCAGCAGUAGCCAUGUCGAGUCCCGACGAUCCUACUCUGCCAGCCUUGCAGGACAAAGGUCCUUCCACCUCGGCAUCUGCAUCUUCCAGCAGAAAGUCUAGCCGCAACAAGAGAGUGACUAGACAAGCUCAAGAGACAGAGUCUACUUCCAUGUCAAACCGAAGGUCAAAGAAAGCUUCUUCGAACAAUCAAACAUCUUCCGAUCAAGACGUCACCAUGACUGGCACAGAUGAUAACGAGAGAGACUCAGCACCUCCACCGCCGCCACCUCCUCCUCCAGCACAUGAUCCCGACGACAGCGACGGUCGUGAUGAGGAUGAUGAGGAUGAAGAUGAUGACGACGAUGAUGAAUCCCACCAUCAUUACGACGACGAUCCCUUUGGUGGUUUCGGCGGACCCCCAGGCUCCGGUUUGUCGAGUACAUUACGAGCUCUGACAGGCAUGAUGUCCGGGAUCGCGUCCAGAUUGCGUGAGAUCAUGAGCAAUCUCAGAAUGAAGGAGGAUCCUUCAAUGCAGAUGAUCGCCCUGCAAGACCUCUCGGAAAUUCUCUUGGUCUCAAACGAGGACAAUCUUGCCGGCCAUUUCUCGCCCGACUCGGUUGUGAAAGAGCUUGUGGCGCUGAUGCAGCCUAACGAAAUCACAGGAGAGGAAAAUCCAGAGAUGAUGCUUCUCGCAUGUAGAUGUCUGGCCAAUCUUAUGGAGGCUUUGCCAGCCAGUGCUGCUAAUGUCGUCUACGGAGGUGCAGUGCCAGUGCUUUGCGCAAAGCUACUCGAAAUUCAGUACAUCGACCUUGCCGAGCAAUCACUGAGCACCCUGGAGAAAAUAUCGGUUGACUACCCUACGACUAUAGUCCGUGAGGGCGGUUUGACUGCCUGCCUAUCAUAUCUGGAUUUUUUCGCAACAGGUACACAGCGCACUGCUGUAACGACCGCUGCAAAUUGCUGCAGAAAUAUUCCUGAGGAUUCUUUCCCAGUCAUCAAGGACGUUAUGCCAAUUCUGCUCAACGUCCUAAAAAGCAGCGAUCAAAAGGUUGUGGAGCAGGCCUCGCUUUGCGUGACUCGUAUUAUUGAAAGCUUCAAAUUCGCAGCCUCGAAGCUGGAGGUCCUCGUCAGCGUGGAUCUGUUGAGAUCCAUUCUUCGCCUCUUGUUGCCGGGCACCACCAAUCUGAUUGGGGCAAACAUACACACACAGUUUCUACGAGUCUUGGCCAUCACCGCACGGGCUAGCCCAAGACUUUCGGCUGAGCUCUUCAAACUGAACGUUGUCGAAACUCUGUACCAGAUCUUAACCGGCGUAUCCCCUCCAGACGAAACAGAGGAUGUGGCCUCAAAGUUGGAUAGCGUCGUCAUCAUGCAAGCCUUGAUUCAUCGCCCACGAGAGCAGAUUAUUGAAACCCUGAAUGUCAUCUGCGAACUGCUCCCUGGUCUCCGGCACAGCGAGCUAUCAGGGACGGCAUUGACGCUUGGUCUCGACCUUGCUGAGCCUAUCACGCCAUCUUCACUAGGAAGUCAGCGCAAGAAGUCAUCCUCAGAAAAACGUCUUGAUCUUCUCGAAGACUGCAAAGAUCAAGUUCGGCGGUUUGCAUUGAUCCUGUUUCCGACUCUGACUGAUGCUUUUUCAAGCACAGUGAAUCUCAGCGUUCGACAAAAGGUUCUUACAGCACAGAUCAAGAUGCUGUCAAAUCUAGACAAAGAUAUCCUUAUCGAUGCCUUGAAGUCAGUGCCAUACGCUUCGUUUUUGGCUGCUAUCCUGUCUCAACAGGAUCAUCCAUCAUUGGUCAUUUCUGCCAUACAAAUCACGGAGCUUCUUCUUACACGCUUGGAUGAUAUCUACCGAUAUCAAAUUUACCGCGAAGGUGUCAUUAGCGAGAUCGUGAAGCUUGCAGAGCACCAAGAUAUGGAGCAAAAAGCCGCCGAAACUCCGCAGAGUUCGUCGGAUUUGGGCUUGGAGUCUGCAAACAGCGACAAUGAUCGUGUUGAGGUUCAUAGCGAUUCCGAGGACGACCAUGAUGCUGAAGAUGGAGAAAACGACGAAGAUAACGAAGAUGAUGAGGAGAAUGAGGAUGAUGAUGAAGAAGAGAAUGGUGAGAAUGAUCAUAACGAUGAUAUCUCUGGAUCUCCCGUCAGUUCUGAUGGCUCAACCAUGUCAAUUGAUGGCCCCCCUCGGCUUUUCCUCGCCGAUCUCCCAUCUAUGCAGUCUAGGAUUGCUGAUCUGGCUAAGAAAUUCUUGGAGACACACGAAACUGAAAAACAUGGCAAGACUAUGAAGAAGAAAGCGAACAAGAUUCUGAGUGAUCUUCAAGCUCUUGCCUCUGAUAUUGAGGCUUACUACCUGCAUCGAAGUGCCAAGAACCUUGCAACUCAGGAAGGUAUUGCUUUGUUCGAGCGACUUGCCGCGUAUUUUGAUGCGGAUGUCCUUGAGAAUGCCACCAGUGCUGAACUUAUGGCCUCUGGACUUGUUCGGGUGCUAGAGGAAGUUUUCAGCAACCCCGAUGAAGCGCUCGCGAAUUCUGCUAGGGCCGCUUUCCUUGAAGUCUUCAUGGGUCGGUCUGUCAAGUCGAAGCCCAAGACCAAUAGUGCUGAUUCACCGGCCACGCCUUUCAGUAUCAUGACCCACAAACUUCAGGAUCUCCUGAGUCGAUCUGAGCAUUUCGAAGUCCUGACUGUUCACCAGAACUCGUUUGAUGGCAACCGCAGCAGUGCCGCCUCCAUGCUUGCGAAGCAGAUCCGCUUGAAGCUCGUGGCAGACGAGAAUUCCGAGAUUCCUCGUGAGUACCGUGGUAUUAUGGUGUCUAUUCACGCCAUUGCCACCUUCAAAUCUCUAGAUGACUAUCUGCGACCUCGAAUUAGUCUUCAUGAGAGGCCACGCCGUGGAGGACCACGCGAUUUCGCCAGAGCCUUGGCUGCCAUGGCUGGUCUACCUGCGGAUCGCCUGGCAGAUCGAUCUGGAUACUUGUCAAGUCCUGUGCCUCCUCCCCCUGUGCCUCCACAACCUUCAAGUUCACGACCUGCUCGUCAUUCCAAGGCGAAAGGCUCAACGCAAGCCGAAGCCCCAGCUUUGUCAGAUCCGUCGUCCCUAGGACGGGAAAAGAAUACUCUCCGCAGAUCAACCCGUCAGAACCCCGCUCUUGCAGAUGAUGACCAAGCUCCCCCGCCCCCUCCUGGACAGGACAAUGACCUGCAAGAUGCGCUGGAGUGUGCAGAUGAGAAGCCUCUGUCUGGUGAUGAUGAUGAUGAUGAUGGUGGCGACGACAUUGCAGACAGUAGCGCACUAGAUGCCAUGAUUGGAGACCUAGAAGACGAUAUGGAUGAUGAACCGCGACCCGACCCCUCUGCGGUCAGCCUGGAGGUGGCUACGAGUGGUAAGAUCACAGCCAUGAAGGACGACGGAACCAGGGUCCCCACGCCUGCCCAAAGUGGUGGUCUCGGAAGCGUUCCGGGCCGGAGCGCUACCCAGACACCUUCGGCCCCUGCUCAGGAACCCUCACAUCCUGCUCAAACGCCAUCGCGGCCGUUUUCCUAUGCCGCAGCAGUCCAGUCCGUCCCGUCAGAUUGGCACAUUGAAUUCAGUCUCGACGACAAGGUCAUACCCAAUGAGACAACCAUCUAUCGGGCUGUCCACAGCGCGUCCACCAAUGCAGACGAAAACGCAUCCAGAAGCAUAUGGUCCGCCGUCCAUUCUAUCAAGUUUCGUCGGGUCCCCGGACCACCUCCCACUGAGCCUAUCGGGUUCAGCCUAGCUUCUGACGCGCCCGCGAGCCCCAAUGGUACACCAGCAUCGUUGACCAACCAUCCUACUACGGGUUCGAUUCUUCGGCUCUUGAAAAUUCUACAUGAUCUCAAUGCCAACCUUGAUGACAUAAUCGUUGAGAACAAGGAUGCGCUGAAACUCAACCGUGAGCCACUUUCGCAGUUCGUCAACACCAAGCUAACAGCCAAGCUCAACCGUCAGCUUGAGGAGCCCUUGAUUGUGGCAUCCAGCUGCUUGCCUGGCUGGACAGAAGAUUUGGCUCGUCUGUAUCCAUUCGUCUUUCCUUUUGAGACUCGGCACCUCUUCCUCCAAUCAACAUCGUUUGGUUAUGCUCGGUCUAUGAACCGCUGGCAGAAUGCGCAACAGGAAGACACGAAUCGCCGCGAUCGCCGCGAUGAACGACCAUUCCUCGGGCGCUUGCAACGCCAGAAAGUCCGCAUUUCUCGUGCGAAGAUUUUGGAGUCUGCUCUCAAGGUCAUGGAACUGUACGGCGAAUCCAGAAGUAUUCUCGAGGUGGAAUAUUUCGAGGAAGUAGGCACUGGUCUUGGUCCUACUUUGGAAUUCUACUCGACAGUUUCCAAGGAAUUCUCAAAGAAGAAAAUCAAGCUUUGGCGAGAGAUGGAUUCCAACGACUCGGAGGAGUUCAUUUCGGGACCGCAUGGCUUGUUCCCCCGCCCCUUGGCCACCGACAAUGCUGCCAACAUUGAUCGUGUACUAUUCUUGUUCAAGAUGCUUGGCAAAUUUGUUGCCCGGUCCAUGAUUGAUUCUCGCAUAAUUGAUCUCAAUUUCAACCCCAUCUUUUUCCGAAUCGGUGAUGCGGGGCAUGGAGUUAAGCCCUCACUUGGAUCUGUCAAGAUUGUUGAUCGCGGCCUAGCCAACUCCCUAAAGCUUAUCAAGAAAUUUGUUUCCGCAAAGCAGGAAAUCGACCAGGAUCCUAGCCGAACAGCAGCUCAGAAGGUGGCAGACACAGAGCAGAUCGUCGUUGAUGGUACAACGAUUGAUGAUCUUGCUCUUGACUUCACUCUUCCCGGAUAUCCUGACAUCGAGCUUGCACCUCAGGGCACCCAUACGCCCGUGACUAUUUACAAUGUCGAGUCGUACCUGGAUAAGGUGAUAGACAUGACUUUGGGAAGCGGUGUCAAGCGCCAAAUUGAUGCCUUCCAGACGGGAUUCUCUCAGGUUUUCCCUUAUAGUGCACUCAGUGCCUUUACGCCAGACGAGCUCGUGUCUCUAUAUGGACGUGUUGAAGAAGAUUGGUCCCUUGAGACACUUAUGGAUUCGAUCAAAGCCGAUCACGGUUUCAACAUGGACAGCAGGAGCGUCAAAAACCUACUCCAAACCAUGAGUGAGAUGACUCCCGCUCAGCGACGCGACUUUUUGCAGUUCACAACUGGUAGCCCUAAGCUCCCAAUUGGAGGAUUCAAGAGUCUGACACCGAUGUUCACGGUGGUCUGCAAGCCAAGCGAGCCACCCUAUACGCCCGACGAUUACCUCCCGAGUGUCAUGACUUGUGUGAACUACUUGAAACUGCCCGACUAUACGACCAUCGAGAAGAUGAAGAAGCAGUUGUUUACCGCUACCCGUGAAGGACAGGGCGCAUUCCAUCUCUCUUAA
Messenger RNA from Pestalotiopsis fici W106-1, 5721 nucleotides. RefSeq lists its product as uncharacterized. Gene Ontology annotation, biological process: protein polyubiquitination; proteasome-mediated ubiquitin-dependent protein catabolic process. The transcript has 5 exons. Gene Ontology annotation, cellular component: nuclear speck. Lineage: Eukaryota; Fungi; Ascomycota; Sordariomycetes; Amphisphaeriales; Sporocadaceae. Bases 1 to 5721 code for a protein of 1906 amino acids. Gene Ontology annotation, molecular function: ubiquitin protein ligase activity. The record is from RefSeq and is a predicted model, not a curated record.